Messenger RNA from Merops nubicus (carmine bee-eater), 1038 nucleotides. RefSeq names its product huntingtin-interacting protein 1-related protein-like. Gene Ontology annotation, cellular component: actin cortical patch; clathrin-coated vesicle. NCBI's taxonomy places the organism in Eukaryota, Metazoa, Chordata, Aves, Coraciiformes, Meropidae. The record is from RefSeq and is a predicted model, not a curated record. The transcript is spliced from 11 exons. Gene Ontology annotation, biological process: actin filament organization; clathrin coat assembly; endocytosis. Gene Ontology annotation, molecular function: clathrin-cargo adaptor activity; phosphatidylinositol-3,4-bisphosphate binding; actin filament binding. The annotation marks the transcript as partial.
GCCAUCAGCAUCAGCAAAGCCAUAAACACACAAGAGGCCCCGGUGAAGGAGAAGCACGCCCGCCGGAUCAUCUUGGGGACACACCAUGAGAAGGGAGCGUUCACCUUCUGGUCCUACGCCAUUGGGCUGCCCCUGCCCAGCAGUGCCAUCCUCAGCUGGAAGUUCUGCCACGUCCUGCACAAGGUCCUGCGCGAUGGCCACCCCAACGUCCUCCAGGACUGCCAGAGGUACCGCAGCAACAUCCGAGAGACAGGGGACCUGUGGGGCCAUUUGCACGACAGGUACGGGCAGCUGGUGAACAUCUACACGCGGCUCCUCCUCACCAAGAUCUCCUUCCACAUCAAGCAUCCCGAGUUCCCCGCGGGCCUCGAGGUGUCCGAUGAGGUGCUGGAGAAGACUGCAGGGACGGAUGUGAACAACAUCUUCCAGCUGACGGUUGAGCUGUUUGACUACCUGGACUGGGAGCUGAAGCUGUCAGAGUCAGUUUUCAGGCAGCUCAACACCUCGAUGGCGGUCUCGCAGAUGUCGGCGGUGCAGUGCCGCCUGGCCCCCCUCAUCCAGGUCAUCCAGGACUGCAGCCACCUCUACCACUACGCCGUCAAGUUAAUGUUCAAGCUGCAUUCCUGUGAGUGCCAGGGGUUGUGCCCUUCCCUCCUGCCACCCCUGCGAGCACCUUUUCUUUCCUCCCUCUCCAGCCUCAAAAACUUCUUUAAGAAGGCCUCCGACAUGCUGUACUUCAAGCGGCUCAUCCAGAUCCCCCGGCUGCCGGAGAGCCCCCCAAACUUCUUGCGGGCAUCUGCACUGGCUGAGCAUGUGAAGCCAGUGGUUGUCAUCCCUGAGGAAGCCCCUGAGGACGAGGAGCCAGAGAACCUCAUUGAGAUCAGCACAACUUCCACAGAGCCACAGAUCACCUCGGAUGUAUUUGAGCAAACCUUCGGGCCACCCAAUGGCAUUCGGGAUGACAGGGACGGGCAGAUCGAGAGCCUCAAGAGGGAGGUGGACAUGCUCCGUGCAGAGAUGGAGAAGAUUAAGCUGGAG